Gongylonema pulchrum is the source of this 462-nucleotide messenger RNA. NCBI's taxonomy places the organism in Eukaryota, Metazoa, Nematoda, Chromadorea, Rhabditida, Gongylonematidae. The record is from the annotation of a GenBank genome assembly.
AUGGAACUUCCAUCGAAAAUGACCAACAGAAGCCCAGCCGAGGAACUCCGUGUUUACAGACGAUGCCAAAGCGUACCGUGUGGAUGCACAGACGAAGGUGUCUUUUAUUAUAAACCGGAAAACUUCAGAAGCUGCACAGUGGACAGAGUAGGACCCGAACGACAACGGCAGACGAUGGAAGAAAAAUUCAAGACGUGGAAACCACUGCAACAUGUGAGGCGCUCGAGAUCCCGGACCCGGCGCAUCAGACAUGUGCUAUGUCGCAAGUCAGGCUACCUCGUGUGGUCAUCACUUUGGCCAACCAGACGGGCUCGGGCGCCACCUCGUUACCUUAAUACACGGGCGCCGAAAAUCAACAAGCAGCCACCGGAAACGAAGGAGCAUUCGGCGCCGCAGACGGACCAACAUCAGCAGCAGAAGCAAGCAGAACACGAAAAUGAUUCGAAGGCGUCGUUGUAUUAA